UAUGCAUUCGCUUACGCAUUGAAAGAAUGGCACAGAAGUUUAUGUGGCCAGAUGAAAGUUGUUUGUCCCGCUAUGAAUGAGGCAAAGCCCGAAGACCUCAGGCUUCAAGGAUAUCUCAAGAAUGUAACUUUUAAAGUUAACGACGGGACCUCGUGAUUUGGGACAAGGGGAGGACAUCGUGUGAUAGGGUGGUAUUAGCAUCACUUCAAGAAUCUUCAUGUGAACAGAUUUCCACAAGCAUCAGAUUGGGUGGACGAUUGUGUCAUCACUCAUGUGCUUCCAGUUAGACGUGGCUAUACAUGUCACGUCACACUGCAUUUUCUUCAAGAUCUUCGUACCAGCUCACUAGAACUGUGGAUCGCCGUGCAGUACUUCUCGUGGUACAUGUGAACUCUAAGAGUGCAUAUGAAUCGGAAUAUUUUGACGUCAUCCAAUGGUUAAACAACAUAUGAAUGAAGCCUAAACAAAUAUUAUAACAAUAUAAAACACAAAACAAUGCCACAACAAUAAUACGUAUGUACCUUUUAUGGAAAUGGUUGCUUACAUCCUCUCAAUCGCUCUGUCCUGUUGUGACGGUUAGGACUGUAAAUUAAGUGCAUGUGUAUAAAGUACAUUAUUUACUUUUAAGAAUCUCAAUCCAAUCCAAAUUUGACUUGCACAACAAUGGCAAAUAAAUACACAGGACUCAUUUGAACAAUGCAUUCUGAUAAUACAAUUAUAUCAACCUUAUAAAUUCACCCACAAGAUUUAAUAAACUGUCAGUGACAAAACUGGCAUCUUUUCAUGAUGAAAUCCUGCUGCCAAUUGAGUAAGGCGGCAAACUUGGUGCAAGAGCAGAUAAUCAACAUUGAACUCACGCCAAUAUAUACAAGAAAGAGACAAAGGUUAAAAACAACCAUACAAACAAGGGAGACGACUACACAUAUAAUUUGUGACUGGUUACAUCUUAUUACAAUCCAGCAGGUUUCGAAUUCAAGUUCAACAACAAUGACGGCCCAGCCCGCUACAGCGUCAUGCAGAACUUCCGGCACGAGUGGAGGGAGGUGGGAGACAUUGCCGAUAAUCGUCGGCUGUUUCCGGGCAACACUAUACGCUGGUUUGAAAAUAACGAAUCUCUCGGUUACCGAGCGUCCAUGUGUUCGGCAGAGUGUCGGCCCGGGGAGGCGAAACUGCCGAUUACAGGAAGGAGCUGCUGCUGGUCGUGCCACGCAUGCGCACAGUUUGAGUAUCUUCACGAAGAAACCCAGACUUGCAUCGCGUGCCAAGCCGGGACAACAACCAACCAAUCAAAAAACGGCUGCGCGGACAUACCGGAAAAAAGCAUGAACAUGCACAGAAAGUACGUAAUCAUUUUCAUAGCGUUCGUCUGCCUUGGUAUUGUUGUCACGUGUCUUAUAGCAGUGUUGUUCUACUGGCAUCGGUACACGCCUCUCAUCAUGGCUUCGGGGAAGAAACUGAGCUUCGUACUUCUAUUCGGGGUGGUGCUUUCAUACGCAUCAACAAUCGCGUUCGUCGCUUACCCAACGUCGACUUCUUGCACCUUCACCAGUGUGCUUCUCGGGUUAAACUACACUAUUUGCUACGCCGCUAUACUCGUAAAAACCAACCGGAUUUACCGAGUAUUUAACAUACACACGAGUAAGCCCAAGAAAGUUACGUUCAUAAGUGCUAAAUCACAGUUGCUAAUCACGACCGCGAUAGUGUUCGUGGAGGUCCUAGUACUCGUUUUCUGGCUGAUAUUCGCACCGGCUGACGUAGUGUAUGAACACCCGACUUCGCUGACAACGUGCGUGCGUGCGGCGACGCGCGCGGCCACUCGUACAUCAUUUCGCUCAUCUACCUGCUGUUACUGAUGAUCGCGUGCGUCUACUACGCGGUGCGCACGCGUAAAACGCCCGACGGCUUCAACGAGACGCGCUACAUCGAGUUCGGCUCCAACUCGUUCAGCAUUCUCUGGAUUGCCUUCAUCGCCAUGUACGUCUCCGUCUCGAACAUUUUCCGACGUGUGGGGGCACUGUGCUUCUUUUCCGUCAUGAACGCCACCAUCACGCUGAUCACCCUGUUCGUCACAAAGGCGUAUGUUGUGCUGCUCAAGCCGCAGAAGAACACGCGCGAGAACGUCAUGUCCCGUCGGCGCACGUGCAACAGUUACGAAAACGUAGACAUACGCAACCUCAGCCGUAUGACAAGCGCGGUUUCAAACUGGCACUCCACACACCCUGUGGUCAGUUCCCAGACGUCGUCAAUGAUACAUGGUCAAGUGCCGAAGAAAUACGGACCCAACCUCCCAGUUUCACUUUCCGCCGUUAAUCUUAACAACAUUGGCAAAUCAGUCGAAAGUCUUUACUCGGUAAAGUCCGUGGUUUCCGAUCUGCCGGAUCAUCGACAAUUCGCGAAUGAGGACAUACAUCAAUAUCACGUACCUGUUCGGAAAUCUACGGAUUUAGGCGAUUUAAGACUGAACGAGUUUAUCGAGAAAAGUCGCAUAAGUCAUAAAAACGACUCCGUUGAGGACGCUGGUCCGGGGAUCAUUUCCGGUGGCGUCCCGAGGCGUUCACUCCGCUCAUUCCGGUCCCGGAAGCAGCGGCACCGCACGAUGAAGCGGACAAAGAGCCUGAACGCUGCUCACAAUCCUACCAUAGUGGUCACCUCGGCGUCAAACGAAGACAUCUCUACACGGUUCAAGGUGGUUUCGUCGACGGCCAGGGCGGUGGAGUUGCUGAAGGACUGUCGAAAGUGUUCAUGGUUACCAACCUGUGCCCUAAUGAGUACCCUAACCUGAGCUGGUGCAGUCAACAGGGCAACAACGGGGUCAACCAGUAC
Molecule: messenger RNA, 2823 nt
Organism: Dreissena polymorpha
Lineage: Eukaryota; Metazoa; Mollusca; Bivalvia; Myida; Dreissenidae
Exons: 7
Coding region: 1853-2782 (309 amino acids)
Biological process (GO): G protein-coupled receptor signaling pathway
Cellular component (GO): membrane
Molecular function (GO): adenylate cyclase inhibiting G protein-coupled glutamate receptor activity
Source: RefSeq, a predicted model, not a curated record